This is a messenger RNA of Cylindrotheca closterium, 1161 nucleotides long. NCBI's taxonomy places the organism in Eukaryota, Bacillariophyta, Bacillariophyceae, Bacillariales, Bacillariaceae. The record is from the annotation of a GenBank genome assembly.
AUGAAAUAUGAAAUAGAAAUCCCACCGAAUGUUUGGGCCGAGCAUGUGCUACCAUUUUUGGAUAGACACUCACAGAAUCAACUGUGUUCGACAAGUAAGGAGUUGUACGAGUCUCACCUCUUACAGACAACGAUAGCCAAAUGGCCGUUUCGGACUGACUUGGAAGUGGCUUCGUUUGUCAGUACUUUGGCGUUCUCACCAGAAGGAAACUACCUUGCUAUUGGGGACGCUAAUACAGGUGGUAUCCAAAUUUUGAAUUGUGUCAAUGGCUCACGAACCCGUUUGCAAAGUGUGCGACAGAAUCUUGGUGUCAAUUGUCUGUCCUUUUCUCAGGAUAACAAGACUCUGGCUUCGGUCCGAUGGGAUGGCAGAUCCAUAAGACUAUGGAACAUUCAAGAAGCAAAGGAGGACAGUGUGUUGGAAGGCCAUUCCGAUACCGUUUGGUUGGUGGUGUUUUCUCCAGUGGACCCAACUGUAUUGGCAUCGGCUGGAAGGGAUGGCUCGAUACGAUUGUGGCAAACUGAUGAGAGUUGUAUUGGAGUACUACAAGACGAAAGUAUUGACUAUCAAGUCAACGCCUUUGAUUUCUCUCCCGAUGGUAGGCGAUUGAUUGCCGCGGUGGAGAGAUCGGAUCAUGUUGGACGAUUGUUGAUAUGGAAUGAUCUAGGGGAGGAGUCCACAAUCGAAACUUUAGUAGCUCCCAACGGGAAGAUGAUGCACAACCACGAAGGGCGCUGCACAAGUGUUCGCUUCUCUCCAGAUGGACAUUACUUUGCUACUGGAAGCUGGGACUCUACCAUUCGAAUUUGGAAUGCCACAGCGUCCAACCAAUUAGUGUUUGAGGGGAUAUUGAGAAUGCGAGAUGAGGUCCACUCCAUCGCCUUUACUCCCAAUGGAAAAAUCUUGGCCGCUGGUUGCUGCGAUCGUAGUGUUUUCUUCUGGAAAAUGGAGACUGCCACAGAAACAGGGGUACCACUUUGUGUACUUUCUUACUUUCAUACUACCUCUUGGUGCUCCAUUCAAUUUUGUAAGGAUUCUACACUUGCAACAUCUGGGGGGACAAAGGCGGAUGCCAUCCGACUUUGGAACCCUUUGGAGCAUGCUUGGAGCAUGGACGAAAACGAAGGAGACUUUCAAGAACUAAUUGAGUUGUGGGGUUGA